Linderina pennispora is the source of this 951-nucleotide messenger RNA. RefSeq names its product t-SNARE. Gene Ontology annotation, molecular function: SNAP receptor activity; SNARE binding. Gene Ontology annotation, cellular component: SNARE complex; plasma membrane; endomembrane system. The record is from RefSeq and is a predicted model, not a curated record. NCBI's taxonomy places the organism in Eukaryota, Fungi, Kickxellomycota, Kickxellomycetes, Kickxellales, Kickxellaceae. Gene Ontology annotation, biological process: exocytosis; vesicle fusion; intracellular protein transport. The transcript has 3 exons. The coding region runs from base 1 to 951 and encodes 316 amino acids.
AUGAGCCGCGACAGGUUCCAGGAGCUCCAGGGCCAAAGCCAAGGGGGAUACGGCGGAGGGUACAACGCCGGAAAUAGCAACCAAUGGUCUGGGUACCAAGCCAGCCCGCACGAGCAGCGCAUCGAGAUGAACAACUUUGGCUACAACAACGGUGCAGCAGGCGGCAUGAACACGGACAACGAAUUCUUUGGGCUGGUUGACAAAAUCACCGAGCAGAUGUCGCAGGUGGACCAGCGGAUCCAGCAGAUCUCCCAGCUACACGAGCAGGCCCUGAACGCAACCAGCGAAAGCAAGCACACGCAGGCCGCCUCUGACCGCGACCGCUUGGUGGGCGACACGAAUGCAAUGAUCACCGAAAUCAAGCGCGACCUGCAGCGCAUCGACCAGGUGCUGCAGAGCUCGCAGAACGACCCGUCGGUGUCAAAGAGCCAGCACGUGGCGCGCGCCAGCCGGCAGCAGGGGCUGGCAAAGAAGUUCUCGGAGCAGAUCCAGCGGUACCGCCAGAUGGAGCACCACGCCAGUACCGGAUUGCCGAGGCCCGAUGCGACCGAUGCAGAAAUCGCCGAUGCCAUUGAGAGCGACCAGGCAGGCCAGGUGUUUGCCCAGUCCGUGAUGCAGACAUCCAGGGUCGGCGAGGCUCGCCGCGUGCUGCGGGAUGUCGAGGAGCGGCAGGCAGACAUCCGCAAGAUCGAGCAGACGAUUAACGAGCUGGCGCAGAUGUUUAGCGAGGUGUCGGAGAUGGUCAACCGGCAGCAGGAGAUGAUCGACAACAUCGAGAGCGCCGUCGAGGACACGCAUGUGCAUGUUGAGACAGCCCGCCAAGAGGUCGACAAGGCCAUUGUGUUCAGAAAGAAGUCGCGCAAGCGCCUGUGGUGCAUCCUGGCGCUGGUCGUCAUCCUCAUCAUCAUCAUCGUGCUCAUUGUCUACUUCACCGUCAUCAAGAAGAAAUAG